UGCGGCGUCGGAAACCAGUUCACCGUGAGAUCUCGAGCAAAUUGCAACACUAGAAAAGAAUUCCAAAGUAAUUCUAUUGCAAGAUCGAAAUGCAAGCAGUUAAAAAAGCAUGAAAUGAGUGACGCGCGUUAAAUAAAGAGUAGAGAAAAAUCUAACGCAUAGAAAUAUAAUUGAGCUUGCAAAAUAAAUAUUUGUAAUUGAAGUAAUGCUCAUUGUGCAUAAAUAAGAAGAAAAAAAAAACAUAUCAAAGCAACAACAAUAUAAAGAGAAAACUGGCAAAACCGGUUACUUGGUUGCUAAAGUGUACGCGACAACGGCAAUAAAUGUGACUUAUUGCUUGAAACAUAUAUGAAAUAAAUAUAAAAAUUGAAAAGAAAUUGCAAAAGCAAGCAACUGCAGAGUGCAUAGUGAGCAACUACAUGUAAAGUAGUUGCAAAGAAAAAAAUAAAUUGAAUUUGAAAAUUCAUAAAAAAUUGUGAAAAAAUCAGAAAGCAAAGAAAUUUCUGAAAACACUCAAAAAUUAGUGAGAAAAACAACAAAACCAAAAUCGAAACGGUGAAGUGACGUUAAACACACACAAAAAAGUAUAAGCAAAAAAAUUUAAUUUUUUUUUGCGCAAUUCUACUGUUUUUCUAACUGUAUAUGGAAACUAUGACUUCAACACUGCUGCAACAACACGCCACACAGACAGCAACAACCACAGCACAUCAUUAUCAGCACCGCAGCCAUAAUCAUCAUCAUCACCACCACCACAACCACCAGCAGCACCACCAUUUGCAUUCGCAUCACACGGCGACGACGACAACGACCACACAAGCCGCUGCCGCUGCCACUGUAGCCGCUGCCGCCAUGGCGUGGUCAACUGAGAAAUUACGGUUCUCCUGCGUGGAUAAUAUUGGCUUGCGGCAAUUGUGGAAAUUGAUUGCAUUGGAUAGCAGCAGCAGCAACAGUAGUAGCAGUAAAACGAGUAACAACAAUAACAACAACAACAACAGUAUAACAAUAAAUGGCGCUAAUAUUAACGAAUGCGCCGCAAUGCAACACAACCAGCGCAACAACAAUGUGGAUAAUGUACAACAAAUACAACAAAAGCGCAAUCAAGAAAAUUGCCUUAGCAACAAUAACAACAAUAAUAAUAAUGAGAAAAACGACUUUGAAAAUUAUAUGAACGACUAUUUAAGUCAACGUGAUAUACUACCGCCACAUCGCAUGUCAUUAUUGAAAUUUCUGGCCAUUAACGCAUUGGAAUUAAGCGCACCCGCAACGCCUGCGCUGCUGGAACACAAUCAAAACAAUCAGCAUUUUAACGCCAACGUUAAGCCGCCAGGUUGGAUGCAAUUGUCCGGGCACCCAGAAAGCAUUGUCCCCACUACAGCCGGCAUUGUGCGCAAACGCGUCGCCAGUCUGACCGACAAUGAGGUGCUCGCCUACAAACUACUCACACAAGAGCCACAAACCGCCAAAAUCGUGCCACAAUUUUACGGCGCACAGGCGGUGAAUGGCGAUAACUUCAUCGAAUUACAGGAUCUCUUGACUGGUUUCAAGGAUCCCUGUGUGAUGGAUAUUAAAAUGGGUUGUCGCACUUUUCUCGAAUCGGAAGUGACCAAUACGACAUUACGUCCGGAUUUGUAUAAGAAAAUGGUUGCUGUCGACCCAUUGGCGCCCACACCCGAAGAGGAGUCAGCGCAAGCUAUCACGAAACUACGUUAUAUGCUCUUCCGCGAAUCGAUGUCAUCAUCGCAGUCGAAAGGUUUUCGCAUCGAAGCAUUGCGCCUACGCGGACGUCCACCCGUUAAAGAUCUCAAGACAGUACGCAAUAGCGAUCAAAUUACACAAACCAUUGAACAGUUCCUGGGCGCAAAGCGUUCAGUGACAAAGGAGCUGAUCAAACGCUUGAAACAUAUGCGUAUGGUUAUGGAGAAAUCAGCAUUCUUUCAACGGCAUGAAGUGGUGGGCUCGAGCAUUUUCAUUGUUUACGAUGAUGAUAAGGUUGGCGCUUGGCUGAUCGACUUUGCCAAGUCGAGACCACUACCAGCGGGCGUAAAUGUGAAUCAUCGCUCCACAUGGAUACCCGGUAACUGUGAGGAGGGUCUACUCAAAGGCAUGGAUGAGCUGAUCAAUGCAUUCGAGAAUGUUUAUGCGAGUCAUGGCAGUCGGAAGUGCUUACAGAUAUAAGGAAUUAUGAAAUGCUAAAUGCAGCAGUGCUGCAUGCAAUUAGCGUAUAGCUGAAACUAAAUUAGCAUUGGUUGGUUAAGAAGCGUUGACGUUUCUUCUUUCAUAUUAACGGGGGGUGAAUAAUAUGAAAAUUUAAUUAAAUUCCUUAUUCGAGAAAACUAUCAAUUAUAUACGUUAAGUUUGUGUUUAUACUGCCUUAAGACUGAAUUUGCAUUGCGUGCAUUUAAACGUUAAACUUUCACACACAUUAACUAAAUCAUCACAAUUAUUUUAACGUAUAUUGUUGUUUAGCGCAUUAAUAUUUACUUUACUUGCUUACGUUUGUAUUUUCCAUAUUGGAAAAAGCCUUUAAAGUAAAUACAAAACAAAAAUCUCAUAAUCAUGUUCUAAAAUCAUUGACAUACAUAAAUACAUAUUAAAAAUAGAAUUUGUUACUAGAUAUGUACAUAUAAACCUUGUAAAAGUAUUUCUAAGUUGCUUAGCGCACAAGUUCAUCAAAAUUUUCAAACAUUGUAUAUACGAAAAAUAAAUCAUGUGAACAUUAUUUCUAAACUGAAAUUGAAACUAAAAAACAGGAAUUUUGCUUUAGUACACGAGUAUAAGCGAGUAGUAUGUA
Molecule: messenger RNA, 2791 nt
Organism: Zeugodacus cucurbitae (melon fly)
Lineage: Eukaryota; Metazoa; Arthropoda; Insecta; Diptera; Tephritidae
Gene: IP3K1
Product: inositol-trisphosphate 3-kinase homolog
Exons: 4
Coding region: 643-2175 (510 amino acids)
Biological process (GO): inositol phosphate biosynthetic process
Cellular component (GO): cytoplasm; nucleus
Molecular function (GO): inositol tetrakisphosphate kinase activity; inositol-1,4,5-trisphosphate 3-kinase activity
Source: RefSeq, a predicted model, not a curated record